Bombus terrestris (buff-tailed bumblebee) is the source of this 3065-nucleotide messenger RNA. It is a transcript of the gene nst, whose product is annotated as phosphoacetylglucosamine mutase. The transcript is spliced from 9 exons. The coding region runs from base 312 to 1943 and encodes 543 amino acids. Gene Ontology annotation, molecular function: phosphoacetylglucosamine mutase activity. Gene Ontology annotation, biological process: carbohydrate metabolic process; UDP-N-acetylglucosamine biosynthetic process. The record is from RefSeq and is a predicted model, not a curated record. Lineage: Eukaryota; Metazoa; Arthropoda; Insecta; Hymenoptera; Apidae.
AAUUUGAUAAAUCCAGAAUUAUAAAUUUAUCAAUCUGAUAAGAAUAUUGUAGUUUUAAUGACAUAUGAUAAAAGUACAUUGUGUAUCACAAUGAAAGUUAAGAAUUGUAUAAAUCAAAAGUAAUGAUAUCUAUUUGCAGGAGAAUCUUUCUCUACACUGUCGUUAGUUUAUUGAAAUAUUAAGAAAACAUUAGUAAUUAAGAACUACAACCUCACUUUCACUUCGUGACAUUUAAUCCAUAUGGUAACAACAGGUAUUAUUGCACGCGUGAUAAAUCGUAUAUAUUUUAAUAAACAAAAAAUUAAUAAACAAUGGAAUCUUCUCAAUUAAAAAAUAUUUUUAAUAUCAAAUAUGUGAAAAAAUGCAGCGAUGAUAUUCAAUAUGGAACAGCCGGCUUUAGAGCAAAGGCAAAUGAUCUUGAACAUGUUCUGUAUAGAAUGGGAUUGCUAGCAGUAUUGAGAUCUAAAGUUAAAAAUGCUGCAAUUGGUUUAAUGAUUACGGCAAGUCAUAAUAUUGGGUCUGAUAAUGGUGUGAAACUUAUAGAUCCAGCUGGUGAAAUGUUAGAAGCAUCUUGGGAACAUAUAGCUACCAACUUAGUUAAUGUAGAAGAUUCAAAUUUAGUUUCUGCAAUAGAGCAUAUUAUAAAAGAACAAAAUGUUAACAUGUCUACAGAUGCAGUUGUAAUAACUGGUAGAGACACUAGAGAAAGUAGUCCUACAUUAUUAAAUGCUGCUCUUGCAGGAAUUGAAGCCUUACAUGGAUUUGUACAAGAUUUUGGUAUUGUUACAACCCCCCAGUUACAUUACCUUGUUGUAUGUACAAACACAAAUGGUAGUUAUGGCGAUCCCACUUUAUAUGGUUAUUAUGUAAAGUUAUCAGAAGCAUUUAAAUAUAUAAGACAAAAUAUGGUUAACAAUGGACAGUACGUUGCAGAAUUGUUAUUAGAUGCUGCUAACGGUGUUGGAGCUAAUGCCAUAAGAGAAUUUCAAAAUUACAUAGGAACGUCAAUUGCAAUUAAUGUAUAUAAUGAUGGAGAUGGGGAAUUAAACCACAUGUGUGGAGCUGAUUAUGUGAAAGUACAACAAGUACCACCUAUAAAUUUUCCUCUCAAACCAAAUGUUAGAUGUGCAUCCAUAGAUGGUGAUGCAGAUAGAAUUAUUUAUUUCUACAUGGAUGAAGACAAUAAAUUUCAUCUUUUGGAUGGUGACCGAAUAGCAACACUUAUUGCUGAAUAUCUUAAAGAACUUUUACAAGAAAGUCAUUUAUCAUUUCAACUUGGUUUAGUACAAACAGCAUAUGCUAAUGGUAGUUCUACUGAUUAUAUUUCAAAUGUACUACAAAUUCCAGUUGCUUGUGUAUCAACUGGUAUUAAACAUCUACAUAAUAAAGCACUAGAAUUUGAUAUAGGAAUAUAUUUUGAAGCAAAUGGUCAUGGAACUGUACUUUUUAAAGAAACUACUAUUGAAACAAUUAAGAAAGCUAUCAUAAAUCCAGAACAAUCUAUAAGUGAGAAAAAAGCUGCCUCGAAAUUACUGAAUAUAAUAAAUGUAAUUAAUCAAACAGUUGGAGAUGCUUUUAGUGAUAUGUUGCUAGUAGAGACAGUUUUGCAUGCGAAAGGCUGGGAUAUUAUAGAAUGGGAAAAAAUGUACAAAGAUUUACCAAAUCAACAAUUAAAAGUAAAAAUUAAUGAUAAAAAUGUUAUUACAACAACUAAUGCAGGAAGACAAUGUAUAACACCAGAAGGAUUACAAAAUGAAAUUGAUAAAGUAGUAUCGCAAUAUAAAAAAGGACGAUCUUUUGUAAGGCCGUCAGGAACUGAAGACGUAGUACGAGUAUAUGCAGAAUGUGAAAAUUUAUGCGACCUUAAUAAAUUAAUUACAGAUGUGGCAUUGUUAGUCUACGAUCGUGCAGGUGGAAUUGGACCUAAACCUCAACUUUCCUAGCACUUACGACAGUUUGAUGAAGAAAUGUUUUAAAUGAAAUUUAAUUAGCUUUCAAUCGACUACAAAUUGCAAUGUAAAAAAUUUCCAAGCAAUUGAUUUUUCGAUAGAAAAUCAAGGUCACCUUGGCUUUUUGUGACAUUAUGUAUUCUUGGCUUCAUACCGUUUUAAAUGAUGUUAAAAUGAGUUCAAUGACUUACUACUUUAUGAUCUCAAAAAUAAAAAUUAUUUUAUUUCGAUAAAAUCACACGUUUCCAAAUAUGUAAUUUGAUAAUUUGUGAACUUCAAUAAGAAAAACCAUACACACAUUACAAAAAGACCAUUACAUAAACAGCAUACAGAAAUAAAACCUUAGUUGGGCACUUAUGAACCUAUACCUUGAUCACUUUGGUUACCUGAUUUGUUCUUAUUAGAUUCUUUUUGUUUACAGUCGGUGGUCUACAGUUUACGUUGUAUUCAAAACCUUAUAUACCUAAAGCAACGAAUCAGUGCAGCAUGCCCACGCACAAGAUAAUUGUAGUGACAAGAUUGUAAUAAGAAUCAAUACAAAUUUACUGCAUUGUUCGGAAUUGUGCUCUUAAAAUUAUGGGCUAUAAUUCGAGCAUUUAUUAUAAUUGAACGCACAAAGAUAUCAUAAUACUACAUGAGCUAUGUUUAUUUCUGUAAGCUGUUUAUGCUUUUUUUGUAAUAUACUGAUUAACAUUUUUCUUAUUGAAACUCACCAUUUUCAUAUAUAUAAUUUGAUCGAAAUAAUGUAAUUUUUAUUUCAAAGUCAUAAUAUAAUAAGUUGUUGAAUUCAUUUUAACAUCAUUUAUAACGGUAAGAAGUCAAAAAUACAUAAUGUCAUUUAAAAAAAGACAAACUGAUCAGGACUUUCUAUUGAAAAAACAAUUUUUUUUAAAUUUCUUGUAUUGCAAUUUCUAGCCGAUUGAAAACUGAUUAACUUUUAUUUAAACCAUUUCUUCGUCAGACUAUAGUAAGUGCCUGAAAAAUCGUGGUGAUUAUUAGGUGAUACAGCCUGUAUAUGUAUAUACACACAUAUCAUAUAUAAAGAACAAAGUAUUAGUAAUAUUUUACACACCUUGAUUUUAUAAUUUUGUAAUACAAUAAAUGCCGUAUCUAAUA